This is a messenger RNA of Penicillium chermesinum, 318 nucleotides long. Its product is annotated as DNA replication licensing factor Mcm4. Lineage: Eukaryota; Fungi; Ascomycota; Eurotiomycetes; Eurotiales; Aspergillaceae. Bases 1 to 318 code for a protein of 105 amino acids. The transcript has a single exon. The record is from RefSeq and is a predicted model, not a curated record.
AUGUCCUCCCCAGUUCGUAGGAGAGGACGCUCCUCAAAUCAGCCCACGGCUUCGCCGUCUUCCGUGAGAACUCGCGAGCCCCCGAGCAGCCCGACUCACCAAGCGACUACCCCCCGCGCAGCCGGCCGCCUCGCCGCUCAAGGAAAUGUCCCGUCCUCCUCUCCGAUGUUCUUCCAAUCAUCUCCAUCCCGAAGCAAUCGCGGGGAGAAACCCCUGACGUGCGCAUGGGUGAAGCCAGCUCGGUUAUUGAUGAUGGCGACCGGACACCCCGAGCGGGUGGAGGAAUGCGAGGUACGGCAAUCAAUCUCUGCAGAUUGA